Messenger RNA from Serpula lacrymans var. lacrymans S7.9, 489 nucleotides. RefSeq lists its product as uncharacterized. The transcript has 2 exons. The record is from RefSeq and is a predicted model, not a curated record. Lineage: Eukaryota; Fungi; Basidiomycota; Agaricomycetes; Boletales; Serpulaceae. The coding region runs from base 151 to 366 and encodes 71 amino acids.
UUUUUCUCCUUUUUUUUUCAACCUUCUUUUGCACGUGAAACACAAUCUCAGUUCCAGUCAAGUAUAAAGUGAGCCUAUCUUCCCCAGUUUUACGUCCAUCUGCCACGAACUUCAUCUCAUCUUGUGAUCCUUCAGUCCAAUAAUUUCAAUAUGCCGGCACCCGUGUCCUCCUCUUCUGCCCCCCAUGCAAACCUCAAGGCCGCCACCACCAAACCUCGUGCUCAUCCUCACCCGGGUUCCAGAAAGACUCGUGUUGUCAGACGACGAGGAAGAGCACAGGGACACUUCGAUAGUGAUGAGGAAAUUGAGCGUGAGGUUGGGACUGAUUCAGAGUCCCUAAUACCACUCAGAGCUCUGGAGACGUAACUUCUUUCCAUCAACAGCCUUCGAAACUAGACAUUGACCACAGUGGCGACCCUGCUCCCUUUUUUGGUUCAGCUGGGAAUUGGUCAGAAAUGGUCGCUGACGAAAAUGUCAAUGGCCCAGCAG